Mesorhabditis belari is the source of this 1260-nucleotide messenger RNA. NCBI's taxonomy places the organism in Eukaryota, Metazoa, Nematoda, Chromadorea, Rhabditida, Rhabditidae. The record is from the annotation of a GenBank genome assembly.
AUGCCUGAGAAUGCGGGCUUUUCAACAUCGGAUAUUGUGGAUGAGGAAUUGGGAGAACACAGUGGAAUGGAAGAAAGAAGAAGAAAAAGGGAAGAAGAAGAUGGGGAAAUUGUGAGAGAACGGGAAGAGAUAAGGAUAAAGUUUAUGGAAGAAAACACUCAAACCGAUCAGGGAAACGUUCGAUCGAUGAAUUCACCGAUUUCACCGCAAAAUGACCCUGACGACGACGAGGGUGGGGAUUAUUGUUGUUGCGCGUGUUGCAGUUGGACAAAAAUGUGUGAGACGCUGGGAAAUCGACAGGGGAAAUUCAUUUCGACGCUUAGACCGCUGAGGGCACCGCUCGUUUAUGCCCUUCAAGCAUUGAAACGACUCGAAUUGGAGUUGGAAAGAUCGAUAAAAUCAAAAGAUUCGGCUGAGGAUACUUCACAAAAAGUGACAAAUGUCAUUGAGGCGAUCAAUGAAUUGACCACUCACACAAAGUUGAACAUCCCACCCGAAGAGAAUCAAAUGUUACGAGCGGUGGCGAACGAACUUGUGAUAUUGCAAAGAGUCAUCGAUGAGGUGGCCUACACUCUCCGCAACUCACCAUCGCGAAAGCUCAGCUCACCGCCGGUUAUGCAAGCCGGCAAAGAGAUGAAAGUCGAGAAAAACACAAAUACACUCAGUAAAAAGGAUCAAAAACCGACGGGCGGUCUUCUUUCAUUCAAGCCAAACGGGACUCCGCCAGUGAUCACUCCAUUGUCCGAGAAUAAAGAUAUUGAGAAACCGCCCACGGUGGAUGUUGCCUCAUCGACUCCGAUCGCUCCAGUGGGUGUUUUAUCUCAAUCGCCCCUUGGCGGAUACUCGAUCAAGACUGGUCCUUUACUUGAUUACACCAGCCCGGACAUUGAUGCGAAUUUAGUGACCACUGUCACGCGCACGUAUGAUGAGCACUCGUUGAAAGAGCGAAUCUCGCGUAACUGCGAUCGAAUUGAGAAUCUCAUCUGUUUCAUCGAUCAAAAAUGUCAGCGGAGAUGGUGGUUGAAGGACAUGAUCAAUUUCUUUCAGCUUUUCAUCAAAUUGGCGCUUUUCGUAUCGGCUUCUGUUUCCGUUGUCUAUCAUCAAGAUAUCACUCCGUCAAUUGUUACAUUGAUUAUCGCCGUUUUACAGGGAGUCAUCGAGCUGCUCGAUCAAUAUUUCAUCAAGAACAAAAAGCCGGAGGAUGUGAAGCUUUCGGUGUUUACUGGAACCGCUAAAAGUACCACAACAUCAUUUUCUUAC